Molecule: messenger RNA, 545 nt
Organism: Drosophila busckii
Lineage: Eukaryota; Metazoa; Arthropoda; Insecta; Diptera; Drosophilidae
Product: trypsin inhibitor ClTI-1
Exons: 1
Coding region: 58-303 (81 amino acids)
Molecular function (GO): protein binding
Source: RefSeq, a predicted model, not a curated record
CAUGUUAGUAACAUUUUCAACACGACUGUGGAUUAACCUACCAAAUUGAAAGAAAACAUGAAAUUCUUCAGUCUAUUGCUGGCCUUGUGCCUGCUGCUGGGCCUGAGCCUGGCGCAGGAGCAAGCGGAGGAGAAAGUGGCAGUGCACGAUGCAAAGCUCUGCGCUUGUCCACGCAACUACGAUCCAGUGUGUGGCACCGAUUUGCACAGCUAUCCCAAUCUAUGCACCUUCAAUUGCAAUCAACGUAACAUGGAGCGCAAGGGACGCACCUUGGAGUUGCUCAGAUCCGGCAAUUGCGACUAACUGCAGCAGCUACAAAAGUUAUAAGUUAAAAUAUAUAAAAUAAAACUUAUGACUCAACGCUUUCAUUAAUAAAAUGUUUCGUUUAUAUUCAAUAUGUGGUGUGUUUAUCAGCCAAAGCAACGCAGUUGAUAACGCGCCUACUCUAACUGGCUUUAUCUACUGCUAUAAAUCAGAUGGGCAAAGCACUCCAAGCAGCAAAAGCGAAGAGCUGAUGAGCAAAUUUAUUAUAAACAAAAAGAAUU